AAAAGGGAGUGAGGGGAGAGCGAGAGAGAGAGAGAGAGAGAGAGAGAGAGAGAGGUCUACAGGUCUCCUUGUUAGUUGGGUCCUGAAGGUAGUUGUGAAGGGCAUUCGAGUCACAGCUGGGGAGUUCCAGAGUUCUCUCACCGGCGGGACCUACACAUCUAUCCCCUCACUUGGUCUCUUGGUGCGGCUGACCAAAUCUCUGACCAGAGGUAACCCCUGAUUGACCCAUUGACCUGCAGCAAGCCUAGCAAGCGUGUGUGUGUGAGUGUGUGUGUGUGGGUGUGUGUGUGUGUGUGUGGCCAGCGGGAUGGCUGAAGCACAUCAGGCCGUGGGGUUCCAGUUCACGGUCACCCCUGAUGGCAUUGACCUGCACCUGAGCAGGGAGGUGCUGAAGCACAUCUACCUGUCCGGGGUCACCUCCUGGAGGAAAAGGGCCAUCAGGUUCAAGAAUGGCGUCCUGACGGGUGUGUAUCCUGCCAGUCCGUCCAGCUGGUUGAUCAUGGUCAUCGCCAUCAUGAGCACCAUGUACACGCGGGUGGACCCAUCUCUGGGCAUGAUCGACAGGAUUAAAAACACCUUACCUGUCAGUGAGUACCUGACAGUGCAGACCCAGACAGUGCUGAGUGGCGUGCUGUUUGCCACGGGGCUGUGGCUAGCCCUCAUCAUGCUGCUGCGCUACACACUCAAGCUGCUGCUGUCCUACCACGGAUGGAUCUUUGAGUGCCAUGGCAGGAAGACCCUCUCCACCAGAGUCUGGCUGAACCUGGUGAAGAUGUUCUCAGGUCGGAGGCCUCUGCUCUACAGUUUCCAGGCUUCUCUUCCCAGACUACCAGUACCCAGCGUGGAUGAUACCAUCAGCAGGUAUUUGGAAUCAGUGCGCCCUCUACUGGAUGAUGAUCAGUAUAACCAGAUGGAGGUGGUGGCCAACGAGUUUAAAAAGGACCCUGCUCCCAAACUGCAGAAAUACCUCCAGCUCAAGUCCUGGUGGGCCAGCAACUAUGUGAGCGACUGGUGGGAGGAGUUUAUCUACCUGAAGGGGCGGGGUCCCAUCAUGGUCAACAGUAACUUCUAUGUGAUGGAUCUUAUGUAUGUGACCCCCACUCACAGACAGGCAGCUCGUGCAGGGAACGUGGUCCACGCCAUGCUGCAGUACCGACGCAAGCUAGAACGCGGAGAACACACCCCACUAAGGGCCCUGGGUGUAGUUCCUAUGUGCUCUUAUCAGUAUGAGAGAAUGUUCAACACCACCCGCAUCCCUGGCAUUGAGACAGAUUUCGUGCAGCACCUGUCGGACCGUAAGCAUGUGGUGGUGUACCACCGCGGGCGCUUCUAUAAGGUGUGGCUCUACUUCGGGGGCCGCCACCUGUGGCCGUCUGAGCUGGAGCUGCAGUUCCAGAGGAUCCUCAAUGACCCCUCACCCCCGCAACCGGGAGAGGUCAAACUAGCCGCCCUCACCGCCGGGAACAGAGUUCCCUGGGCUCGUGCGCGUCUGAAGUACUUCAGUGAGGGAGUGAACAGGGCGUCCCUGGAGGCCAUCGAGACGGCAGCGUUCUUCCUCACGCUCGACGACGAGGCCCACGGAUACGACCCAGAGAAGCUCAAGUCACUGGACAUGUACGCCAAGUCCUUACUGCACGGGAAAUGCUACGACAGGUGGUUUGAUAAGUCCUUCUCCCUGAUUGCCUAUAAGAACGGUAAAAUGGGCGUCAAUGUGGAGCACUCAUGGGCCGAUGCUCCUAUAGUGGGACACAUGUGGGAGUACGUGUUGGCCACUGACUGCUUCCAGCUGGGCUACACAGACGAGGGCCACUGCAAGGGGGACGUCAGCAAGGGUCUGGCCCCCCCCUCCAAACUCCAGUGGGACAUUCCAGUGGCAUGUCAGGAGCUCAUCGAGGGCUCAUACCAGCUGGCGAAGGAGAUCGCCGAUGACGUGGACUUCCACGGCUACGUGUUUGAUGAGUUUGGCAAAGGCCUGAUCAAGACAUGCAGGACCAGCCCUGACGCCUUCAUCCAGAUGGCUCUGCAGCUAGCGCACUACAGGGAUAAGGGCGAAUUCUGUCUGACCUACGAGUCAUCCAUGACACGGAUGUUCCGUGAGGGUCGGACAGAGACGGUUCGCUCCUGCACCUCUGAGUCCACAGCCUUCGUCAAAGCCAUGGAGAACCUCAAGGAAAAGAAGGAGCAGCGCUUGGCUCUGUUCCGGAAAGCGUCGGAAAAGCACCAGCACAUGUACCGGUUGGCAAUGACCGGCGGGGGCAUUGACCGUCACCUCUUCUGCCUCUACAUCGUCUCCAAGCUGCUUGGCAUCGACUCACCUUUCCUCAAGCAGGUGCUGUCGGAGCCCUGGCGCCUCUCCACCAGCCAGACCCCCCAGCAGCAGAUCAACCUGGUGGACCUGCAGAAGCACCCCAAAUACGUGGGCCUCGGAGGAGGCUUCGGCCCGGUGGCGGAUGAUGGUUAUGGCGUUUCUUAUAUUAUCAUUGGGGAAAAUCUCGUCACAUUCCACAUCUCCAGCAAAUUCUCCAGCCCGGAGACGGAUUCCUACCGGUUUGGCCAGAACAUCCGCCAGGCCAUGCUGGACAUCCGAGCGCUCUUUGAGGUGAAGAACGACAAGAAGAAGGAGAAGGAGGAGAAAAAACACAUGUAGCCUUGACCACCGCGCACCUCACGUGACACACCCCAGCUGCUACACACCUCACGCGACACACAAUCACUCUUAAAACCGGACAAGACAGACACCGAAUCUCCAGCCUUUAUUUCAAAUGAGCUUCAAGUCUCCAAGGAUGGAUAUUUACAUAGAUGGGGACUACAUCAGGUGGACAGGUAGCAAGGCACUGACUGAGAAUGAAGACUAAAAUCUAAAAUCGAAGCCGUUGAGUCUUCAUAGCACUUUGUCCAUAAGAUGUGCGGUGACGAGAGUGUUCAUGUUGCACAUCAGGCUGAAGGGCGAGUCGGGACGUGUACAGAGCUGGAGUCAGCUGCUUUUCGAGAUUAGGAUGGAAAUAGUGCCUCUUAAAGUAGAGACUCUCAGCUGCUGAGAGAAAAGCAUCUCAGAUGCAGAGAGUAGAGCAUCUUCGCUGCAGAGUAGAGCAUCUUAGCUGUACAGAGUAGAGCAUCUCAGAUGCAGAGAGUAGAGCAUCUCAGAUGCAAAGAGUAGAGCAUCUUAGCUGCAGAGAGUAGAAGAUCUCAGAUGCAGAGAGUAGAGAUUAAGAUGUACAGUAACUAGCACCGUAAGCUCUACUCCCUCCCCCAGUAAUAUUCAUUAAGAGACCCUCUUGUCAGCUGCUUUUUGAGAUGAACUAAAAUGGAACUAGCGCCACACUGACUAGCUCUCUUGUGCCCAGAUAGCAACAUCAGAUUGGCCACUGGAUCACCAUCUCAUUAAAUUGGAUUUGUCAUGAAUAUUCAAAAAAUACAUGACAUGUUAUUAAAACGAUGGAUGAAGUAUAACUGAAUAAGUGAAAAAAGGUUUUAGACGAGUAGUGGCAAAUAUAUUGGGGCGCUUGUCGGCAACCUGCCAGAGGAUCGCCAGAGAACCCCAGACCUGCUCCCAGGGGCCGACAACAAUGAAUGAAUGAAUGUGUGAUGAGAUGCGUUAUAUUGAUAUGUGGCCCCUGAAAUAAGUGUGUGUGUGUGUAAUGUGUGUGUGCGUGUGUGUGUGUGAGAGGGAUACAUGUGGUACAAGUGUGUGUGUAUAUGUACAGUUGUAAAUACUCUGAGCUUUGGGCUAUGUACAGAGGAGAUUAAUUAUUUAUGGGUGAUGUGUAUUUAUUAGAUAUAAAGACUGUUGUCGUUU
Molecule: messenger RNA, 3796 nt
Organism: Sardina pilchardus (European sardine)
Lineage: Eukaryota; Metazoa; Chordata; Actinopteri; Clupeiformes; Clupeidae
Gene: cpt1b
Product: carnitine palmitoyltransferase 1B (muscle)
Exons: 19
Coding region: 308-2647 (779 amino acids)
Biological process (GO): carnitine metabolic process; fatty acid metabolic process; long-chain fatty acid transport
Cellular component (GO): mitochondrion
Molecular function (GO): carnitine O-palmitoyltransferase activity
Source: RefSeq, a predicted model, not a curated record